UUCUAGCAUUUCAAGUGUGGUUCUGCACGCUUAGAACUAUCGCGCCUUGUAGAAGCUGGAGAUCUUAAGUUUUCCAUCUGUCCUUGAUGCAAUAAAAUGGAUUUUCUGUAGAAUAUCGAACUAUAUUGGUCGUGAUUCAAGUAGGAACUGUGGUGGCACACAUUGUGUUGUUGAGAUUUCAGUUCAGGAAUAUCUGUAGAAUCUUAAGAACGUGUAUGACUCGUGAUCUAGAUAAUCUUUACGUCCUAAUUCUGUGAUUUGAUAAUUAACUUUGACUUGGUUUAUAUUUUAUUGUGGUUUCUGCGAGUUGAAAUCCUACCAUUACAACCCACCUGAAUGAAGCCUCAAGAAGAUUCAAUAUUUUAUGGUUUGGAAUAGUAGGUUCCAAUCUGUGCCCUGUUGGUACAAAACAUGAGGGUUAAACUGCAGUAGGAAGGUGUUAGCCUUAGGUGACCUACAAGUGUUGGAUCUGUUCGUUCAGAGUUUUAUUGUUCAAUAUGUUAAACAUAUCACGUGUAUGGAUCUCAGCUGCUUAAAUCUUUCUGUUAGCUGCAUAUUCUAAAUAAUAUCUGUAGAGUUCCUGUAGCAACUGUUUUCUUGCAAGCAAAAGGAGUUCGUAAAAUGUGGAGUUUUACACUUUUACCUAUAAAAAAACUGGCACAAGUAUAAAAGUGCUAAUUGAACCCAUAUAUAUAUAUAUUUUUCCCAUUAUAUUUUUGCAAGAUUGCAGGAAGGAUACUUUGAUUUUAGUUGAUGAGCAUCUUUAAUCAGUUCAAGAAACAGGACAGAUACUGGACAUGCUGAUUAUAAUGCUGUCCAUUUCUCAUAUGGGAGUUCUGCUGGUUCAGACGAUCCAAAUACUUUGAGCUCGUAUUAUCGCCCAUCAUUUCAUGUGCCAGAAAGCUUGUUGAAUAAGCUGUUGAUCCAGCAAUAAUUGUCCAAGGUGCAUUUGUUCUUCUAAGGAUUAAGUGCCUAUUUCAGAUGGUUGGAGCAGAGAUGAGGUUCCUACUAGUGAUGCACAUUGUUUCCUUGCAAUGCAUCUUGACGUAAGGAACAGGCAGCCUCCUUCUGAGAAGGUGCAUCAGAUAAUUGCAAGAACAGCUUUAUUUGUCAGUGAGCAUGGGGGACAGUCAGAGAUUGUGUUAAGGAUUAAGCAGGGAAGUAAUCCAACAUUUGGAUUCUUGAUGCCUGAUCAUCAUCUCCACAGCUACUUCCGGUACCUUGUUGAUCAUCCUCAACUGCUGAAAGAUAGUGCAGAUGCUGUUGACAGAAACAAAGGCAACAGAACUGUCAACAAUGAAAGUGAGCAUGCCUCAACUAGCGGGGCUUUAUCAUUGCUUGGGACCGCGUAUGACUCAGGAGAUGAGGAUGAAGGCACUCUUUCGGCUAGUUCAAAAGGCAUAGAUCCUGGAAGUAACACAUCCCCUGAUGUGCAGGGCCAUGGAAAAUCUUCAUCCAGUGUAUGUGAUGAUAAAGUAGGGAAAGAUGGGACAGUGACAGCAGGUGCUACUGCUGUUAAGGGCAAACCGACUUUGGCAAAGAAGAAUCCAAUGCUUACUGGGAACAAUAUUGUUUCUGCUCAUCGGGAAAAGGUUAAACACACAAUUACAGCAUCAACUACUGACAAAUCAGAAAACUCCAAUUCAUGCUUGUCUGAAAUAAAAGAAAUGAUCCUGGAACCACCAUCUUUCUUGAAGCGCACAAUGGAGAAAAUAGUUGAGUUCAUUAUCACAAAUGGAAAGGAAUUUGAAGAAAAACUCAUAGAGCAAGACAGGACAACAGGGAGGUUUCCAUUUCUUCUGUCAUCAAAUCCAUAUUACACGUAUUAUCUCAAGAUUCUCCAGGAAACCCAAGAGUCCAAGUUUCGCGGCAGAAGUUCUGAGCGCAAGGACAGAAGUUCUUCCAUGUGCAAGGACAGAAGAAGCUCAUUGGAGCGGAAGGAUAGAAGAAGCUUGUUGGAGCACCAAGACAGCAGUCGUAGCAAGGAAGGAACCAUAAGCAAGGCAUGGCCAACUGCUGGCAUGGACUCCACUGUUUCUGAGAGAAGCUUAGCAAAGCCAUCAGAGAAGCAGCUGUAUGACCAGCAAGGCAAGGGUAAGUUCCAGAUGGUUGUUGGUGGGGUCAAGAAGGAACCUCCUCGGAAGGUCACUGCAGAUGAAGCUGCUGCUAUUGUAAUGGCAGCUACACGUGGACUGGGUCCUGCCAAUGACUCACGUAACACCCUAAAAAAAAUGAGAGACGAUGUUCACACCCGAGGGAGUAAUGAUCAUAGUUCCAGCUUUGGAAGUUUCUCAUCUUUACAGGACCAAGAUGCAAAGCCCGAACACACUUCAAAUAGUGAGGCAGAUACUUCACUUACAAGUAGUGGACAGCUAAAAAAGGAAGGUACUGGAAUUAUUGAUGAUGAUUGGAUCACAAACACUAUUGCAAAAGCUGCUGCUGUUGCGGCCUCCAAAGAGGCAGAUUCUUCUGAAGCUUCAAUGACGAAGGAGCAGAAGCUGAAAGCUGAGAGGCUUCGGCGUGCGAAGAUGUUUGCUGCAAUUAUUAAGAGUGGAGGCAACAAGAUGAACGAUUUGGCUAUAGGAACUGAUCCAACCAAUGAACCUACCAAGGCCUCUCCUGCUGAUAUGAAUGUCUCUUCACCUUAUCUGCAACCUGCGGCUAAGGAACGUGAAGAUAGCUCUGCGCCGUUUGAACAGGAAGGUUCAAUUGCAACAAAGCAGGAGAAAGACUCUGAUAAUGAACUGAACAGGGUGAGGAAGUACAGAAAGCAUCACCCAGAGUCCGAUGAGAAGGAUGAUUCAGAGGAAAGCUACAAGCACUUGAGGAAGAGGCACCGAUCAGAGCAUUCAAGAAGCCAUAGUAAGGAUGUACACAAGCAUAAGCAUAAGAGUCACUCCAGUGACCUGGAAUCCAGGCAUUAUAGGCGCCGACAUGGCUCUUCAGAAGAUGAACAUGAGCAUCGGAGUUCCAAGUCGAGGCAUCGGCAUAGGGACGACGAACAAUACUCUGAUGAUGACAAGCAUAGGAGGUCACGGAGGCACCGGAGGGAUCAUCGCUCCACGGAAAGGAAGCAUGAGUAUGACCGAGAUCAGAGUGAACAAACUCUAGGUCGCUCAGCAGCUUCCCCAAGCACAUCAAAUAUUAAGUUUGUAUCAGAGAGGCCUCCUGGUGACACCGCCCAAUCUUCAGAGGCGACAACUGAAGUGCCGAGUGAGCUGAGAGCAAAAAUCCGAGCGAUGUUAUUAGAGACACUGUAAUAACUUGUGCACAACAAUGUAAUGUUUGUAACGCAGUGCUCUGUUUGGUAACCAAUUGGUACUGUCCACUUAUGUAUUAUUCAAAUUCGUUCCUACUAUUUUUUAGUGGAAAAAUGAUCCUACUAUGCGCUGAAACGGCCAUUUUAUUUGAA
Molecule: messenger RNA, 3412 nt
Organism: Phragmites australis (common reed)
Lineage: Eukaryota; Viridiplantae; Streptophyta; Magnoliopsida; Poales; Poaceae
Exons: 5
Coding region: 1035-3260 (741 amino acids)
Biological process (GO): mRNA 5'-splice site recognition; RNA processing
Molecular function (GO): RNA binding
Source: RefSeq, a predicted model, not a curated record